Molecule: messenger RNA, 3009 nt
Organism: Sphaeramia orbicularis (orbiculate cardinalfish)
Lineage: Eukaryota; Metazoa; Chordata; Actinopteri; Kurtiformes; Apogonidae
Gene: dnajb5
Product: DnaJ heat shock protein family (Hsp40) member B5
Exons: 3
Coding region: 33-1139 (368 amino acids)
Cellular component (GO): cytosol
Molecular function (GO): protein-folding chaperone binding
Source: RefSeq, a predicted model, not a curated record
GUGUGUGUGUAUGUGUGUGUGUGUGUGCAGCUAUGGGGAAGGACUACUACAAAACCCUGGGUAUCCCAAAGGGCUCCAAUGAGGAUGAGAUCAAGAAGGCCUACCGGCGCAUGGCACUGCGGUUCCAUCCUGACAAGAACAAGGACCCUAAUGCAGAGGAGAAGUUCAAGGAGAUCGCAGAGGCCUAUGAGGUACUCAGUGACCCCAAGAAGAGGGUUGUCUACGAUCAGCUGGGAGAGGAAGGUUUGAAGACAGGAGGAAGCAGUUCGUCCGGCGCACCAGGCAACUCAACGUACCACUACACUUUCCAUGGAGAUCCCCACGCCACCUUCGCCUCCUUCUUUGGCGGCUCAAACCCUUUUGACAUGUUUUUUGGCUCCAACCGUAGCCACAGCCGCUCCAAUGGUUUCUCUUUCCACAAUGACCACAGUAAUGAUGCUGAUCCGGACAUGGACAUAGAUGAGGACGACCCUUUCACUCAUUUUGGGAGACAGUUUGGCUUUCCGGGGGGCAUUAACAACGGCUUCCCAGGGGAGGGCCGCAGGAGGAGAGGGGUGCCAUCAGAGCGCCUGGGAGCUGGUCGAAAGCAGCAGGACCCUCCUGUGGUCCAUGAGCUGAAGGUCUCGCUGGAAGAGAUCUUUCAUGGCUGCACUAAGCGAAUGAAAAUCACUCGCCGCAGGCUUAACCCAGAUGGGAGGAGCAUGAGGACAGAAGAUAAGAUCCUCAACAUCAUCAUCAAGAAGGGCUGGAAGGAGGGGACCAAGAUCACCUUCCCAAAGGAGGGGGAUGAGACCCCCGAGAACAUUCCUGCUGACAUAGCCUUUGUGCUUAAAGAUAAAGGGCAUGCCCACUUCAAGAGAGACGGUUCAAAUAUCAUUUAUAACUGCAAGAUCAGUCUAAAAGAGGCGUUGUGUGGCUGCACAGUUAGCAUUCCCACGCUGGAAAACCGUGUCAUCUCGCUCCCAUGUCACGACAUCAUCAAACCAGGGACGGUGAAGCGACUCAGAGGGGAAGGUCUGCCUUUUCCCAAGAACCCGUCACAGCGUGGUGACCUCAUCGUGGAGUUUUCGGUUCGUUUUCCCGACAGGAUCCCCCCUCAGUCCAGAGAGAUAAUCAGACAACACCUCCCUCAGUCAUAAGAAGACUUAUCUCCUACCACAUACCCCAGACUAAAUGUCCCAAACUCAGAAAAUCAGUCUAUUACAAGCCUUUAUCCACUCUCUUUUUAGAAAUUUGACCCACACUGGUAGUUACCUCCUGCAGUCUCCUUGUCCUGUGUUAAUGCACACAGCAUUAAACAGCCAUUAUUUGUAGGUAUUCCAUAGAGGAUGAAGGAAGAUUGCCAAGAGGAAAGGCAGUAUCAGGAUGUAAUUAUCUGUGCUUGUUUUGUCUUUUGGCCCUGGCACAUAAAACCUGAGCAGGGGAGCAGUGCUGAGGAUGGGUCAGCACAAUUAUGGCUUCUACCUGGAACUUCUUUUCUUAACUCUGUUUUUUUAUUACGGAUUUAUCAGUGGUUUUAUAUGGUGUCCAACUCUCCGAUCCUCGUCUUUUUGUGAUAGGAUGAAGGGUAAGAUAUUUUUUAAAAUGGUGUUUUUUUUUCCAGGUUUUUGAUUUCCAAAGGAGGUUCCAAAUAGGAUUAUUUAUUUUCACCUUGAGUGUACCAGCAGCUUCAGUGUGUUUAGUGCAUAACACCACUUGCUUUCUCUUGCUUUCGACUGAAUAAAAGCAUCAUGCUAGAAGUCUGUAGGCUGUUAACUGUUUACUAUGAUCUGUCUCCCCAAAAAUCAAGUUGUUUUCUGAUGCCACAAUGCACUUAAAAUCCCGUAUUACUCCAAAUAGUGUUCGCAUAUCUCAGCUGCGUUGGAAAAUCUGAGAAUGACAAUCACAUAUUGAAACAGCAGUGUAAGCUUGGAUAAUACAAUCUGCACAUAACAUGGGUGCUUUCCCUUCUGAGUUCGGUGGUUACUCUGAAAUGACUAGCCGGGCUCUGUAUCUGAGGGACAUUUAGGUGCCUUAGCCCUGUGUCAUGCCACACAUGUGAAAACACACACACAGAUCACACUGUAAUAUAUACAACCAGCCAUGUUACAUGCACAAUAGACGAUGCCCUAUGCUGUGUAAGACAGUUCUAUUGGGAGCUGGUAAUAAUGGGAAACUGUAAGUAAGCAAUGUGAAAUCUAUCACCAUUUUUUACUGUAUGUAGACAAUGGACAAUUUUUAAGAAGACAUUUGCUAGCAGACUGAUGACUUUUGCCAAUGCAUCCCUGUAAAGUGCCGUACAGUACAGGUUGGAUUUCCCAGAGGGAUGUUAGCAUGUUAAUCUCAUUCAGUGUAGCUGAAAUCCACAGCGAAUAAUUGUUGAUUCCUCUGGGAAAGCCAUCUUUGUUGUGUAUAUUCUGCUUUCCUUCGUGCCACUUGAAGGCCGUGUCUCGGUGCUACUGUGAGCAGUGCCAAAAAUAGACCACUUUGGUGUCUACUUUUGGUUUCAUGGAGUCCUCACUUUGUGUUUUGAUAACUGCUUCUGUCCUCUUAACAUCUGUAUAUCGAACUUUGCAUCUGUUUUUCAAGUAGGAACCCCUGUUUAGGAAACAGGUUUUGUAAAAUUGCAGCAGCUGCAGGAUGCUCUGAAAGCUCUCUUCAGCUCUUCCAUUUGUAGUUUACAGCAGAGAUAAAAUGUAUGUAUGGUUUCAACAGACAGUCCUAAUAGUUCAUAUAUAUAUAUAUAUAAAUAUAUCGUGUAUGGGAAAAUGUUUGAAUGCAACAUGUUGAUAAAUGCACUUUUAUGUCACAGACGGUGAAAACACUAUGAAAUGAUUAGAGAGACUUGAAUGUGUCUGAGUGUGUGAGCGUCCUGCCUCUUAGAGCCUCCAGAGACGCUGGACUUUGGCUGCAACCAGAAUGCACAUGUGCGGCUGCUGCUGAAAGACUGACUGCCACUGCUAAUGUGCAUUUGACCAUAUUUAUGAUCUUUUCAAAAUGCCAACAAAUAAACCAAAUGUGUGAACUUAA